Prunus dulcis (almond) is the source of this 2000-nucleotide messenger RNA. RefSeq names its product acetyl-coenzyme A carboxylase carboxyl transferase subunit beta, chloroplastic-like. Lineage: Eukaryota; Viridiplantae; Streptophyta; Magnoliopsida; Rosales; Rosaceae. Gene Ontology annotation, cellular component: acetyl-CoA carboxylase complex. The transcript has a single exon. The record is from RefSeq and is a predicted model, not a curated record. Gene Ontology annotation, biological process: fatty acid biosynthetic process. Gene Ontology annotation, molecular function: acetyl-CoA carboxylase activity. The coding region runs from base 107 to 1582 and encodes 491 amino acids.
CUAGUGAUUGGAUUUAUAUGUUUAUUCUGAUCGGAAUAUUCAAAUGAUUUUCAUCGAAUGACUAUUCAUUUAUUGUAUUUUCAUGUAAAUAGGGCAAGAAAGUUCUAUGGAAAAAUGGCGAUUCCAUUCGAUGUUGUUUAAUGGGGAGUUAGAAUACAGGUGUAGGCUAAGUAAAUCAAUGGACAGCCUCGGUCCUUUUGAAAAUACCAGUGUAAGUGAAGAUCCAAUUAUAAAUGAUAUGGAUAAAGACAUUUUAAAUUGUAAUGACAAGUCUAAUUACAGUAAUGUUGAUCAUUUAGUCAGCGACAGAUACAUUCGGAAUUUCAUAUCUGCUGACACUUUUUUCGUUAGGGAUAGUAAUAGGGACAGCUAUUCCAUAUAUUUUGAUAUUGAAAAUAAAAAUUUUGAUAUUGACAACGACCGUUCUUUUCUAAGUGAACUAAAAAGCUCUUUUUAUAGUUAUCAGACUUCUAGUUAUAUAAAUAAUGCACCUAAAAGUAACGAUACUCGCCACGAUCGUUACGUGUAUGAUACUAAUUCUCAUUAUAUUUGGAAUAAUCACAUUAAUAGUUGCAUUGACAGUUAUCUUCGUUCUCAAAUUUGUAUUGAUAGUUAUAUUUUAAGCAAUAGUGACAAUUACAGUGACAGCUACAUUUAUAGUUACAUUUGUAGCGAAAGCGUAAAUAGUAGUAAAAGCGAGAGUUCCAGUAUAAAAACUAGCACAGAUGGUAGUGAUUUUACUAUAAGUUCUAAUAAUUUAAAUGUAACUCAAAAAUACAGGCAUUUGUGGAUUCAAUGCGAAAAUUGUUAUGGAUUAAAUUAUAAAAAAUUUUUAAAAUUAAAAAUGAAUAUUUGUGAACAGUGUGGAUGUCAUUUGAAAAUGAGUAGUUUCGAUAGAAUCGAACUUUCGAUUGAUCCCGGUACUUGGGAUCCUAUGAACGAAGACAUGGUCUCUCUGGAUCCCAUUGAAUUUCAUUCGGAGGAGGAACCUUAUAAAAAUCGUAUUGAUUCUUAUCAAAAAAAUACAGGAUUAACUGAGGCCGUUCAAACAGGCACAGGCCAACUAAAUGGUAUUCCCGUAGCAAUUGGAGUUAUGGAUUUUCAGUUUAUGGGGGGUAGUAUGGGAUCUGUAGUGGGCGAAAAAAUCACACGUUUGGCCGAGUAUGCUACCAAUCAAUUUUUACCUCUUAUUAUAGUGUGUGCUUCCGGAGGAGCACGCAUGCAAGAAGGAAGUUUGAGCUUGAUGCAAAUGGCUAAAAUAUCUUCUGCUUUAUAUGAUUAUCAAUCAAAUAAAAAGUUAUUUUAUGUAUCAAUCCUUACAUCCCCUACCACAGGUGGGGUGACGGCCAGUUUUGGUAUGUUGGGAGAUAUCAUUAUUGCCGAACCCAAUGCUUACAUUGCAUUUGCGGGUAAAAGAGUAAUUGAACAAACAUUGAAUAAGACAGUACCUGAGGAUUCACAAGUGGCUGAAUAUUUAUUCCAUAAAGGCUUAUUCGAUCCAAUCGUACCACGUAAUCCUUUAAAGGGCGUUCUGGGUGAGUUAUUUCGACUACAUGCUUUCUUUCCUUUGAAUCAAAAUUAGAUCAAGUAGGGCCUUAGAGUCUUAAUUUAAUAAGAGUAUUAAUUUAUUAAAACUUAAUAAAAUUUUUUAUGUGUGGUGAUCAAGUAGUUAUUUAAUUUAUAGGAAUCAAGGUAAAAAUACGAAGAAUGGAUUUUUUCUUUGGUAACAUAAGAUUUAAUUGUAGAAAGAAUCAUCCAGAUCAUCUUUUUAUCGAUAUUCCUGGUUACUAACCAGGAAAUCCCUAUUAAACAAAAUAAAAGAGUGAAUUCUUUCUUCCGUGAAAUUGGUUAACAGGGUCUUGCAUCUUUCUAUAUCUCCCCAAAAUCACCCCCCCCCCCCCCUAAAAAUCCUUUUUGUGGGGUCGUAUUAUUAUAAUGAAUUCUUUGAGAAUUUGUAAUAAAUCCUUUCUUUAGUAAAUUUUAAAAAAUUAUUAAAUUUA